AUGCCAAAUGAUCUUCAGAAUCCUGAUAAACCGAUUGUAUUUCGUCAUAUGCCAAUUAACAGAAAGUUUUCGGAUAAUAUUGAAAUUGAUUAUAUGGUCAAUAAGUACGGACAUAAAUUGAUUACAUUAAGUACAGCGAAUACUUAUUCGUACGAGAAAGUGUCGAUGAGUUUGCGUGAUUAUAUUAAUUUGCAACAAAAACCAAACAAAAAUACAUUAGGAAAUGAAACAUUAUAUUGGUUUGGGGGUCAUCAUAAUGAUAAAUGGUUAAAUCAAAUUCUCAAACACUAUAAUUCUAUUCCAUACACUGUUGGAGAUUUUACUAAACCGUCCUAUAGUUUUGGAAUAGCUGCACAAAAUACAGGAGUACCAUUUCAUUUUCAUGGUCCAGGUUUUCAGCAAAUUAUUCAAGGGAGAAAACAUUGGAUUCUCUCCAAACCACUAGAAAAACCAAAUUUUAAUCCAAACGAGACUACAGGUGAAUGGAUAGUGAAAGAAAGACAACAAAAACAACGAAAUAAGAAUACCAUUAAAUAUUAUGAAUGCAUAUUGAAUCCAGGUGAUAUUAUCUAUUUUCCAAAUCGAUGGUGGCAUGCAACAUGGAAUUUAGAUUUUACAGUUUUUAUAUCGACAUUUCUGAGCCAAUAA
Messenger RNA from Didymodactylos carnosus, 648 nucleotides. NCBI's taxonomy places the organism in Eukaryota, Metazoa, Rotifera, Eurotatoria, Philodinida, Philodinidae. The record is from the annotation of a GenBank genome assembly.